Messenger RNA from Notodromas monacha, 427 nucleotides. The record is from the annotation of a GenBank genome assembly. NCBI's taxonomy places the organism in Eukaryota, Metazoa, Arthropoda, Ostracoda, Podocopida, Cyprididae.
UGUUGUCUUUCGGAAGAAAACCAGGUCCUUUUUCUGUGUGAUAUAUCGCGAGACCCGUGUUUGAUUCCGUCAAACACGUUUGUGGCCAUCAGCCGGGACACGCGCGGUGCAAGGGGACAUGAGUGCUGACGGGGAUGUCGACACGCAGCAGCAGGUCGCUGUUGGCGGCAGCCGCGACGUCAGCGACGACGAUCCGACUCGAGCCGAGCGUCGAGGCACGGAUGCCUACGACGAGCUUCCGGGCCGACAGCGGAAGACCGGACUGGCGACUGUCGCUGUUGACAAAUGCGGGGUUGCGUAUUUAGCCCGCGGGGCACGGAAAUCCAAUGCACGAGAAAUGACCGAGGUUGCUCAAGGUACGCAUUUACGAGUAUUGCAGGGAAUUGCUGCUGAUCUCCGGGAAUUCUUUACCUCGUUCGACGAAUGA